Messenger RNA from Zophobas morio, 4221 nucleotides. RefSeq lists its product as uncharacterized. The coding region runs from base 1 to 3948 and encodes 1315 amino acids. The transcript is spliced from 12 exons. The record is from RefSeq and is a predicted model, not a curated record. NCBI's taxonomy places the organism in Eukaryota, Metazoa, Arthropoda, Insecta, Coleoptera, Tenebrionidae.
AUGAAGUUGGUAGAAAUUCAAUUAGGAAUUGUUGCCGCGUGGAUACACGACGUCAGUUACUUGUUAUUCUUACGCGAAAAUAGUUUCAACAGAAAUAUUAACUCGUGCUUAUUAUCGGACGAGGCAUUAGCCGAAUUUGAUAACACGACGUGUACCAUAAUGAUGCGUUACGAUCCGAAUCACGUAGAAAAUAUUAUCUGCUGCAAAAAUGUAAUUAACGAAGGCCAAGUCUAUCGAGUACUGUUACCGAGUACAAAAGCGAAAGUCACAUCCGGAAAUACUCGUACUACUGGACCAAAUAUGGUACAACUUGUUCGAAAAUAUAUUGCAUUGUGUCCCACCAGUAUUGACCAUGGUCUGUUUUUCGUCUCAUUCCAUAGUAAAAAAUGCACCAAACAGUUGGUUAGGAUUCAUAUGUCUGUAAAUAUGCCGAAGACUAUGAUAAUCCAAAAAAUUUUGAUCGCAGGAUUUGGUUCCAACAGGAUGGGGCACCAGCACAUUGUGGCGUUAAUGUACGGGUUUUUUUGGAUAAUUAAUUUGAUAGAAGGUGGAUUGGAAGGCGUGGACCAAUAUAAUGGCCACCUAGAUUUAAUGUCAAUACGGGAGAUUAUCUAUAAAAUAGUUGUUUCUAAAGAAUACAUUACUAUUAAGUUGCUGCACGAUCAUGUAAUGGAAGACAUUCCCGAUAUUAACGUUGGUCCUAAAUCGUUAACCAACGAAGAUAUUCCUCAAAAAAGUUGGACAAAGACAAAAAUCAUAGCAUAUUUAAAUAAAAAUGGGAUUGAUUAUCCAUCCAAGGCCAUAAAAGACCAAAUGGAAUAUUGGCUAACAAACAAUGGGCGUUGGGUAUUGAGGCUGCCACUUUACUACUGUCAUUUCAACGCUCUUGAAGUGGCAUGGUCGGAAGUUAAAAGAAAUUAUGAUAGGUUCAUUCCAAGAACCAGCUCUUCCCCUAAUGAUGUUUGUGCAACUUGGCAAAAUGUGACUGAUCAAGUUCCGGCUGUGCAUUGGAACAAUUACAAAAAAAUGCAAGGCAGUCAUACAUGUUCUGUACACGAAUGUGCUGCGAGAUUGAAACCCAUCUUUAGGUUUCCACACCCAAAUCGGGGCCUUGAUCGGUUUCUCGCGUGGGUUAAAGCCGCGAAUAACCCAAAAUUCGUGGUUUUGACCCACGACCAAAUUCACCGAAGGGGGUACAUUUGUUUCCAGCAUUUUCAACCCGAGGAUUAUGUACCAGGAACACAAAGGCUGCGUCGAUCUGCAGUACCAACCAUUUUGCCUCCUCGAGAUGAUAACGAACUGCGUUCAUCACUCGAAGCAGAUCAGAUCGACGUGUCCAAUGUAGGGCCACAAACCAUUGAUCUCACUUUCCUCACUCCAGAAAAAGAAUGCCCGUACUUUCAUGCAAUAGCAAAUUUAACUCCACGUACGAGACGAACUCCAAGUUCUCAAAGUUUAGCUACUAAACUGGAGACUCUCGGGGGUAGAAGUGCAUGGAGUACUGGCGUUCCAGUGCGACAACUGAAUUUUGGAGCAGAAGAGGAUGGGAUCAAUGAGCUCCCUGGUGCUGGGCCUUCGGGGUUACAAAAUAUUCCAAAAAUAGAUUUUGCUGGAAACUUUGUACCUGCCAGGCAGUCGGUGGAUACUUCCAAGUCCAUGACCAAGACUCCACGAAAAAUAUUAGAUCGGCUGGGGAUCAAAGGGACCACCGUCAAUUUUAGCAGCAAUGAAACCCUGCUGUACGUGGAGGCGAAACGCCUGCAAAGGCAAGUGGGGAGACUGCAGAGGCAGGCACAAAAGCGCAAAAGCGCACUUCAUUCUGUUAAACAACUUCUGCGAGAUCGACAACUGGUUCAUCUCGUGGAAGGGUUGUCUCCCCUACAGCAGAGAUUUUUUAACAGCCAGAUUAGAAAUGUAAAUCGUAAACCGAAAGGCAGAAGUUUUACGUUUGAGGAGAAGGUAGAUGCCAUUGCCAUUUGGAAACAUGGCCCAAAAACGUAUAAACUUCUGUCAAGAAUGUUUACGCUGCCGUCUAUUGACACUCUGAGGGCAACCCUAAAUAAAGUUCCAAUAGAACCGGGUAUCAACAAACCCAUUUUCGAAGUUCUCAGAAAGCAAGUAUGUCGCAGAAUGGACAGUAAGUACAAUUUAUGUACUCUCAUCUUUGAUGAAAUGUCCAUUCAGCCUCACCUCGACUACUUGCCUUGUGAGGACAGAGUUGUGGGUUUUGAAGAUGACGGUACAACAAGGUCGGAAAAAAUUGCAGACCAUGUUUGCGUAUUUAUGCUAAGAGGAAUUUUCAAAAGGUGGAAGCAGCCUGUUGCUUUUGCUUUUUGCAAAAACUCUAUGUCUGCUGCAAACAUUGUCCGUUUUUAUAAAGAGAUUGUGAAAGAAGCAACAGCGGUCGGCUUAAACAUCAUUGCUUCAGUUUGUGAUCAAGGUACUACAAACAGUGCCGCAAUCAAUAUGCUUUUACAAGAAACCAAACGACGUGCUAUUUUGGGAAAUGAAGAGGAAGUUGAAGAGAAUGUGAUAAGAAUUGGUGAUCACGAAGUUAUCCCUCUCUUUGAUCCUCCUCAUCUUCUAAAAAGUAUGCGAAACAAUCUUCUCACCAAAGAUCUGCUUUAUGUAGAAAAAUCAGGUGUAGAGAGAAGAGCUUCUUGGAGUUUUUUUGAAAAGGCAUAUGAUUUGGAUCAUACGGAGGGUGACACCCUGAGAGUGAUGACAAAGAUCACCAUAGACCAUGUGAAGCCUAACUUAAGAGGCAAAAAAAUGAAAGUUCGUUAUGCUUCACAGGUCUUUAGCUCAACUGUUGCUAAGUUCAUAUAUCUCUGUUCCACCGGGGCAUUAGGGGGAAGCAUACCACCUGAUGCUCGAUACACUUGCAAUUUGUUUUUGUUCAUGGAUUCUGUCUUUGACAGCGUUAAUGGAGGAUUUGGAGACUGUGGUGGUAAGAAAUUACGUCAAAUGGUAGGAGAUGACACUCUUCAUCAUAGUUUUUGGCUGGAAGGGAAACGCAUGUUCAGCAAUAUGAGAUUUGAACCACGUAAAUCUGGAGAUCGAGCAAAACCUCCAGUUUUGCAAGGGUGGUAUCGUACUUUAAAUGGUUUUAUGCUUAUCAAGGAAACUCUAAAGAAACUUGGUUAUAACUCUUUCCCAGCAAGAGCUUUUAAUCAAGAUCCUUUAGAAAAUUUUUUUGGUCAAUUAAGACAAUAUGGAGUACGAUAUACAAAUCCGUCUUGCAAAGCAUUCGUACCAUUUUAUAAAUCACUAAUGAUGAAGAAUUUUUGCUCCUAUCAUUCUCGUGGAUCUAAUUGUGAGCAAGAUGACGAGUCAUUUGUGGUCUCAAUUAGAGAGUUUCUUAGUCUUGAUAUAAAUCGUAAGUGUAUCGAAGAUCAGUGGAAGCCGCCACCAGUUCCUGAUACUGUGUCUGAGGAUAAUUUUUAUGACCAAAAUGUUAUAGGUUAUAUUGGCGGAUUUCUAGUUAAACACAUGCCAAAACCACUUGACUGUGAAAUCUGUCGAUUUAACUUGAUACAUGAUGGCGUCCCAAACAUUCAAUAUCAUGGUCUGGUGGUGCAGAAGGAGUAUGAUGGUGAAAAAAGACGGUUGCAAUACGCGAAUGUCGAGAUGAUUAAAACUCUAAUUAAGAUUUAUAAUCAUCUCGUCAUUUUGGUUCCGUCUGCAAUUUAUCAUCCUUCUCUUUCUCAAAGGUUAAUAAGCCACCUGCGAAUUACAGUUGAUUUUGAUUUUCGGGAGUGCUUACAUACCGAAGAACUGAAAGCUCAACUUUUUCAUCUAUUUAUAAGAGUGUAUAUCUUUAGAUACAUGAAAAAACUCAGCAAUUUCGUAUUUGGUAAGGAAGAGCCUAACAAAUCAACUUCACUGGAAAGACAAAUGCAACAAUUAUAUUUACGUUUUAAAAAAAGAAAGAGAACGUUUGUAUAAUUUUGCAUUUCGCAGGCUAUACAUCAGCUUAGUUUUGUUCAUAUCGGAAGAAAGUAGUGUGCUGGGUUUAAUUGUGAUAUUUCUGACGGUAUGAAUGAAAAGUGCAAAGGCAGUUUGCAUUUCUACUGGUUGUUUGUAUUUUAAAAAUGUCUUGUCCAUAUUCUGUUUCUUUUCUUAUUUUAAUAUAUUGUAACUAAUGUAAGUUAUUAGAGAACACUUUAUUCACACUGUCAUUUUUAGCAAAUUGUUGUUAUAUUGCAGUAUUUUCAUUUA